Molecule: messenger RNA, 8250 nt
Organism: Salmo salar (Atlantic salmon)
Lineage: Eukaryota; Metazoa; Chordata; Actinopteri; Salmoniformes; Salmonidae
Gene: ppip5k1a
Product: diphosphoinositol pentakisphosphate kinase 1a
Biological process (GO): inositol metabolic process; inositol phosphate biosynthetic process
Cellular component (GO): cytosol
Molecular function (GO): 5-diphosphoinositol pentakisphosphate 1-kinase activity; inositol hexakisphosphate kinase activity
Source: RefSeq, a predicted model, not a curated record
AGCCGGCUAAAUAAGACUUAAAUGUGAUGGGAACGCAUCCAACAGGAAAGUGUGAUUAUUGCCAGGAAACAGAGACCGUGAAGCAUGUAUUGCUACAGUGUGGGCAGUAUCAGAGGGAAAGAGAGAGGCUGAUAUCUAGUAUGAGGGAGAAGGGGAUACAGGAAAUUAGUUUAAAGAGUAAUUGAGUAGAACAUUAUUAGAUAUAGUCUCAAAUAUUUUCUAUUUUUUAUGAGCAACGGGGCUGGCAGGUAGGAUUUAGUUUCUCUCUGGCUCACACUCCAGUAGAGUAGGUGUCUGUAAUGCACCACAACGUUGGAUGCCAACCGCCGAUAAUCUCCACCGAAGAAGAAGUAGUAGCAGUAGGUGGCGAUAAUAAAACAUUUAUUGGAUGCCAACCGCUGUUAACCUCACCGAAGAAGAAGUGAGGCAUCGCUUGAAAGCUGUCAAGGGGGAAAGAAGCGAAAAGACGUCAACAAAACGAUCUAGCCACUUUAUCAAGACUGGUGUGUGAGAGAUCGUUAAUAGAAAGAAAUCAUUCUAACGACUCUGUCGAUCUUGGACAAGUAUAGAGGAAUGGGCUGUGGUUCCAUUAUAGUUGGAUCUACCCCUACUAGUCCUGAGGCCACACAAGGAGCCCAGCCCCAGGCCCGAAACAUGAGAUGAGGCCUCAGCAACCCCACCCCAGAAACACCAUCACCACUACUACUAACAUAGUCUGUCACACUCCUAUUACAACUUAACCCUCAACAUAUGCCCCCUGCCCCAGGACCAGCUCUUGUAUCCCCUUCCCUUCCUCACCCAACCCCCUACCACCCCCAACCCAAUACACCCCACAGAGCAGUUUAGCCCACCACGAGACUUGAGUCACCAGCCGAUCAGCUCCUAGUAGGCCCUGUGCGCCUCCAUCGGCGGCCCUCCCCGGCGGUGUGUUGGUGUGCGAUGGCGCGGCGGGACGCUGAAGGCUGCCGCCGGGGAUUGUGAUGUCAGAACCCGCCAGCCCAGGCGAGAGCCAGCGCGCCGCUCCCAGAUUCUUCGUGGGCUGCGAGGACGAUGAGAGCGAGGGUCUGGAGGACUACGACGGCUGCAACAUGAGGACAGACAUGGAGCUGUACGAGGACGACGAGGACGCGGACUCGCCCCCGGAGCGACAGAUCGUGGUGGGGAUCUGUUCCAUGAUGAAGAAGUCCAAGUCUAAGCCCAUGACCCAGAUCCUGGAGCGGCUGUGCAGGUUUGAGUACAUCACUGUGGUCAUCUUCCCCGAGGACGUCAUUCUCAACGAGCCCGUGGACAAAUGGCCCCUCUGUGACUGCCUCGUCUCCUUCCACUCCAAAGGAUUCCCGCUGGACAAGGCAGUGAGCUACGCCAAUCUCCGAAACCCACUGCUCAUCAAUGACCUGAACACACAGUACUACAUACAGGACAGGAGGGAGGUGUAUCGUAUCCUGCAGCAGGAAGGCAUCGAUCUACCACGCUACGCUGUGCUGAACCGCGACCCAGAUAAACCAGACGAGUGUAACCUAGUCGAAGGAGAAGACCAUGUGGAGGUGAAUGGGGAGCUGUUCCCUAAACCCUUUGUGGAGAAACCCGUCUGUGCUGAAGACCACAACGUCUACAUCUACUACCCCACCUCAGCGGGAGGGGGAAGCCAGCGCCUCUUCAGAAAGAUCGGGAGCCGGAGCAGUGUGUACUCACCAGAGAGCAACGUGAGGAAGACAGGCUCCUACAUCUACGAAGAGUUCAUGCCAACGGACGGGACGGACGUUAAGGUGUAUACGGUGGGGCCUGACUAUGCCCACGCUGAGGCCAGGAAGUCUCCUGCCCUGGACGGGAAGGUGGAGAGAGACAGCGAGGGGAAGGAGAUCCGCUACCCCGUCAUGCUCACCGCCAUGGAGAAACUAGUGGCCCGCAAGGUCUGCCUGGCAUUCAAGCAAACAGUGUGUGGCUUUGACCUUCUCCGAGCCAACGGUCACUCCUACGUCUGCGACGUCAACGGCUUCAGCUUCGUCAAGAACUCCAUGAAGUACUACGACGACUGUGCCAAGAUCCUGGGUAAUAUAGUGAUGAGGGAGCUAGCUCCUCAGUUCCACAUCCCCUGGUCCAUCCCUACUGAGGCUGAGGACAUCCCCAUCGUCCCAACCACAUCUGGCACCAUGAUGGAGUUACGCUGUGUCAUCGCAAUAAUCCGCCACGGAGACCGAACUCCUAAGCAGAAGAUGAAGAUGGAAGUGCGGAAUCCCAUGUUUUUUGAAUUGUUUGACACAUACGGGGGUUACAAGACAGGGAAAUUGAAGCUGAAGAAGCCCAAACAACUGCAGGAGGUACUGGACAUAGCUCGGCAACUGUUGCUAGAACUGGGUGAUGGAAGAGAAGACUGCGAGAUCGAAGAGAAGAAAUCCAAACUGGAGCAGCUGAAGACCGUUCUGGAGAUGUAUGGCCACUUUUCAGGGAUCAACAGAAAAGUACAGAUCACCUACCUGCCCCAUGGGCAGCCCAAAACAUCCAGCGAGGAGGAAGACACACGUAAGGAGUGCCCUUCUCUGCUGCUGGUGUUGAAGUGGGGAGGGGAGCUGACCCCAGCAGGCAGGGUACAGGCUGAAGAGCUGGGCAGGGCCUUCCGCUGCAUGUACCCCGGAGGACAAGGAGACUACGCUGGGUUCCCUGGCUGCGGGUUGCUACGGUUACACAGCACGUACCGACACGACCUCAAAAUCUACGCGUCUGACGAGGGCAGAGUGCAGAUGACUGCCGCAGCUUUCGCCAAGGGUCUGCUGGCGUUAGAGGGAGAGUUGACGCCCAUCCUUGUGCAGAUGGUGAAGAGUGCCAACAUGAACGGCCUGCUGGACAACGACAGCGACUCGCUCAGCGGCUGCCAACACCGCGUCAAGGCCCGUCUCCACGAGAUCAUGCAGAAAGACCAGGAGUUCACCGAGGAGGACUACGAUAGGCUGGCCCCUACAGGUGCAGCCUCUGUGGUUAACUCUAUGAGGAUUGUGGAGAACCCUGUGAUGACAUGCGACCAGGUCUACACACUCAUCCAGAGUCUCACCUCCCAGAUACGCAAGAGACUAGAGGACCCCAAAUCUGCAGACCUGCAGCUGUACCACAGUGAGUCUCUGGAGCUGAUGCUGCAACGCUGGUCCAAGCUGGAGCGGGACUUCCGGAUGAAGAGUGGCCGCUACGACAUCAGCAAGAUCCCGGAUAUCUAUGACUGCGUGAAGUACGACGUACAGCACAACGCCACGCUGGGCCUGGAGGACACACUGGAGCUGUUCAGGCUGUCCCGAGCCCUCGCCGACAUCAUCAUACCACAGGAAUACGGCAUUAACAAAGUGGAGAAGCUGGACAUAGCGUACGCCUACUGCCUACCUCUGGUCAAGAAGAUCCAGCUGGACCUCCAGAGGACCCACGAGGAUGAGUCAGUCAACAAACUCCAUCCACUGUACUCUCGAGGAGUGAUGUCACCAGGUCGCCACGUGCGGACACGUCUGUACUUCACCAGCGAGAGUCACGUCCACUCUCUACUCAGCACCUUCCGCUACGGAGGCCUGCUCGACGAGGAGAAGGACCAGCAGUGGAAGCGGGCAAUGGACUACCUUGGUGCCGUUUCUGAACUCAACUACAUGACCCAGAUAGUUAUCAUGCUGUAUGAGGACAACAACAAGGACCUGUCGUCAGAGGAGCGUUUCCAUGUGGAGCUUCACUUCAGCCCUGGGGUCAAAGGUUGCGAGGAGGAGGAGAAAGCACCAAUGGGCUUUGGCUUCCGUCCCGCUUCCGCAGAGAAUGAUCAGAAACAGACAGACCCUGGCAGCUUGGAGGAUCUAUCACGUGACGAGCCCGACCGGGCCCUACCACUCUCUGAGCCAAUGGGCAUCCACCGGAGAUCCCCUCUGAUUCGCAACCGGAAGACUGGGUCUAUGGAGGUCCUGUCGGAGACGUCUUCAUCCAAAGCAGGCAGCUACCGUCUCUUCCCCUCCUGCUCUCGCCAGUCCCCUGAGAUGAAGCAGAGUGGUCUAGGAUCUCAGUGUGCGGGACUCUUCAGCACCACUGUCCUGGGAGGCUCCUCUAGCGCCCCCAACCUGCAGGACUACGCGCGCACACACCGGAAAAAGUUCUCCUCAGGCAGCCUGUCCUAUAAAGACGAGUUGUUGUCUAUGCCGGCAGUAAAGAGAUUUUCUGUGUCGUUUGCAAAGCAUCCGACUAAUGGGACACAGGAUGAUACGUCUGCUGUAGCUGUUCGCCCUCUGUGGUGGCCUGUCUCAGAGCCCUUGGAGGAGCAUCACGUGGCCCAGCUGUUGAGGCGCUUCUCCACUGAUGCCAACCUGUGCUGCCCUCUCUCUCUGGACGGGGCGCUGGCCCACCACCUCAACCAGUGCUCCUACCACCUCCGCCUCUUCCGUAACUGGCUCAUCUCUGGCCAGGACUCCCUAGAGUACUUCUACGGCUUUGAAGGCUGCUCCAUGGUGCCCUCCAUCUACCCACUGGAGACGUUGCACAACUCGCUGUCCCUCAAGCAGGUGGAUGAGUUCAUCACCGCCGUGUGUGAGACUGGUGGAGAUGCCCACUCCAGGACCACAAGAGCUCUGUCGGCCAUGUUUGACUCUCAGAACCAGCCGUCGGUGGACUCCUACAUGCCUCAGAGAGUCCUCUCCUCCUCCGUAUCCCCCCGACAGCGCUCUGACAGACCUCCCUGGUACAGCAGCGGUCCGUCCAGUACGGUGUCCAGCGCUGGCCCCUCCUCCCCCACCACGGCAGACGCCUCCCCCCAUUUUAGCUUCAGUGACAAGACCCCCUUCACCCCCCAGAACAGCGAGGAGAUCCACUCCUGCCUUCACAACACAGGCCAGCAGGCCCCUACUGCUGGACCCCAAACCCCCAAACUCUCCAAUCCCACCAGCCCCACGGAGGACCUGACCACCCCCUGCCAGACACCCCCAGAAGACAAUCCUGAGGCCCCAGCCACCCCCAGCCACCUGCCCCUGAGUGGAAACUCUGAAACAAGGCAGGAGGAGCCAGGCGAGUCCCCUGCUUCAACUGAGGCCACUUGCGGUGAAGUUCCAGACGACAGCCCAUUGAGCCCGUCUUCCCCACUGGCAGACCUCUCUCUGGGCCGUAUGGAUGAAUAUCUCCCCGGUUCUCUCCCGGUGCUCCUGGAGCUCAGAGAGAGCGGCAGUGAGGCAGGAUCCAGCGCACAGACGCCCCAGUCCCCAGAGGGGCCUGACGAGUUCUUUGACACCCAGGAGACGGUGGAGAUGUGGAGGGGCAGCACGGGGAGCCUCCCCCAUCCUGGGAGGCCACUAGAGGUGGGAGCCCCUCACGCGUCAGAGCCCUAGGUGGGGUCUCAGAGAACCAGAGAAGGAGCCUAGGUCUUCUAAGAGGCUAGAAGGAGGUAAGGUAGAACGUCUAGGGGGCUGGAAGUAGGCUUCCAGGAAGCCCUUCAAAAACUCCUCGGCCAGUUCCAUGUGGUGAACCCCCAGUGGGGCAUCCUAGUGACCUAGUCUUAGACCAAGGCUUGUAACUUAUGUCUGGUGAAUAGUGGAUCGGGCUGCUGCUUCUUAGUUCUCUACCCUGGUCGUGUUCAUUAGGCACAAAAACUGAGGAAAAGGGACUGAAAAAGGGAGACGCUUCCUGGACUUGUCCAUUAAAAUACGAGCAUUUUCUCUUUCCGUUACAAAACGUUUUAAAAUGUUUUUCGUGGCAUGCCAUAAUGAACACGACCCCAGUCUCUCUCCCACAGCUGUCUGUGAACCAGCCGUUGUAGGAGAACUCGGUAUGAUCAUAGAACUACCACCUAGUACAGUACAACAUCCUUAUCAUGACUGUCAUGUAUGGAUGUUUUUGUCCCUGUGUCCGAUAGAAAGCCACUUGUUCUGAAGUGAAGCUUUGAUGUUGCUGGUGUAAACAGUUUAUAAUGGGUGACAUCUUCUAUCCACUGAACAGCCCUCAGUGUGCACCAUUGUGGAGAUCUCGCCAAAUAUAACUGAAACAUUUAAAUUUGACGGGUGGGCUCGCAUAUUGCAUCAUGUACAUUGCUACAUACAUACCGUUUACUAUAGCUAGAAUUGCAGCAUGUCCACCAACUCAUGGACAUUGUAAAAGGAGAUGGUUUGAGAGACAUCUCACUUCAAGUAUUGUGAGUAAUACGUUUAUUUUUCCUGCUGGGAAAUGUACAUGUCAAAAUGUGUGGAUUAUAUGUAUAUUGUGUUGCAAUGUAAUUUAAACACAAUUUCAUCAAGUUCGGCUUCGGCAAACGCAAACAAAGCCGUUUUGAAAUGCAUUUUCAGUUGGCAACUUUAUUGCAGUAUAUUGAAGUCAUGGUCUUGUCACACAUUGAAAUGAUAAAUGCACCACAUGACUGGUCUGUGAUGUUUCAUCAAACAGAAGAUGUCACCCUGUGUGUUUCCCAAGUUGUCCUAUUCUAGGCGAUCCUCUCCCUGUGAUGGUCUGUAUCACCAUUAAGGUCUGUUCACUUGAUAUGCGCCACAACUGUAUUGCAUCGAGCCAACAAGAGCCAAGCUAGGCUCUUAUCAGCACGCUGAGCUCCGAGAUAAAGUCUAUUAAACUCUGAUCUUGCGCUGCACCCGACCAAGCAGCGCUCAGCACCUUGUGCCAAUCAAGUGAACGGGCCUUAGAAACUCCUGACCAGCAGCUGAGCUCUUUUCUUAGGGGUAAAGAAGAGCUCCACUACAUGUAUGGUGAGAUUUAUUAUUGCCGUUUCCUCUUUUGAGAUGAAAUAUACUCAAAUCCUAGCCUGGUCCCACACUGCACAGAUGUAGGCUCUUCAUUUGAGCCAGUUUGCUACAGCAGGAAAAUAAUCCUACAGGAACUGGAAAUGUGGAUUAUAAUUAAUGGACAUUUUUGUAGGGGGUCAUUUGAUACAUUUUUAAGUGGAAAUUACAAACUUCAGAAUCCUUUUUAAACAUCAAAUACACUACACAAUUUACAUUUCCUGCAUUGCAGGAAAGUUCUCCUGCAACAGGGUGAUCAAAUGAAGAUCUUACAUCUGUGUGCUGUAGCUAGCUUUUCUAUUGUUGUCAAGCCAAUGAACGCAAACACAGAGGAGUUGGCUAAAGCACAAACGGACUGGAGCACCAGGCUACUAUCCCUCUAGCCCAGGUUUGAAAACAGCCCCUUGUCACUUCCCCUAGCCCCUGAAGGACCUGCAUAGGAGGGAGCAGUACUCCACUGACUGUAAAAAUAACCCACAUUUCAUUCAAUCACAACUUGUGCACUGCUUUUUUUGCCAAAUUCCUUAAACCUCAACUACCACUUUAAGUAAUCAUAUAGAAACCAUAUGACGAGAGAGAUCUAUAUUUAACUUUGACUGACGCCUAGUGAGGUGAUAUUUUUAAUGCAGAGCCAUCAGAUUUAUUAACAGUUUUAACUUGUAUCAUAGCAACUGUAUAUUUUUGUAAAAGAUCACCUCAAACACAUUACUGUAUUAAGCAAUCUUUUUUUUGACUGAACAAAAGAGGUCGGGGUAUUUUUGGAUGGUUCUCUGUGGUUCCAUUGCAUUAAACCGUUUUUGUUGCAGGGCCUGUUCUGUGCGUGGACUGUUAUCAGUGUGUGUGAGAGAGAGUAAAUAAGAUUCUGUAUUUGACUAUUGGAGUUGGUGCAGUCGUAUCGUGAUGUACUGUAGAGACGAUUAUUUCUGUCACCUAACACAAUUUAAUGUCAGUCAAAGAAUAAACAACACUGCUGCUGCAUAGAAUCAACAUUAACACUGUAAUCUGUCAUUGUUUCAUUGGAUAUGUACAGAUGUGUGUCAAAAUCUACACAAUGAAACUCUAUCUGAUUGUGUGUAAUACCUUUGGUCUGUGUCUCCGGCCUACGUAGGGGUUAGUGUUGUCUGUUGUAAAGUGUUUGCAACAUUUCAUCUGCGCUUCAGGAUGCUAAACUACACUGAAGUGCUGUGUCUGUUUGGUUUGGAAAGAGAUUAACCCUUUUUGAGUCAUCUUUUUGAAGGAGUUGGAAAGUGAGUAGAUCAAAUGAAAUAGCUUAAUGAAGAAUACCCUGUUUAGCUGCUAUGCACUUCUAAACUCUUCAUGAAGGCUUUACGAAUGAAAAAUGCACUUACAUGCUUUUGGAGCUCUCAGUGAUUUCAGCCUUUUAACUUAAAAGAUUCAGCUGAGAAAACGCACUCUGCUUUAAUUUCUAUGCUAUUUGCUGUGUGGGGUAAUCGACUCAAUGGCUUCUACAAAUGCAGCUUUAUUUCUCUAAAGAAUGUUCUGAAUAAAAUGUCCUGUGAAAUUA